CUGUGUGUUAGAGGGGGUGUAUAUAUAACCCAUACCUUGGUGGGGUGUGUGGUGUUCUCCUUUCUCCCUGUGUGGAUGCUACUCUCUCCUCCGGUCCUUGGAUCUGUCUUUCUCCUCUCCUUUCCUGGACCUAAACAUGGCUUACAGACUUUCAGGUAGCUAAAGAAAUAGGCUGAUGUAGUGUGGGGUUGCAUUGUGAUGGAUGCUUGUCUUGUUCAUAUGGGUUCAAUCCAUUACUGAUACCUAGUGCUGGUGGUUUGGUUUGGGGAGAUUUUCUCAAGUUCGGUCAAAGACACUGGCUGGUAGGUUGUGGGAAGUUCCUCUUGGGCAUUGGCUAGUAUGUUUGGUGGGUCAGAAUGGACAUUUUGUGGGGAACCACUACUCUGGAGUUCAUUUUCUAAUGAUUGUAUUUUUGGUGGAAAGGAAGCUAAGGUCUUAUGACACCACAAAGGGAGCAACCAUUUUUCUGGAGAAAAGCGACAGUUUUACCUUUUUUAAGGCAAUGCUAUUUACAGCUGGAUUGAUGCAUCUGUAUCGUGGAAAUUAAGUCCUUGGGACAGCAUACUUUAGGCUGUCAGUAGUGGAUGAAAGAUGAUUCAUUCAAUAUUUAAUGGGUACAUUUCAAGUCAGACAGAGAUAUCACAUGGUAGAUCCUAUACAUACAGUGCCUUCAGAAAGUACUCAGACCCCUUGACUUUUUCCACUUGACUUUUUUUGAUGUGUUACAAAGUAGGGUUAAAAUGUAUUUAAUUGUCAUUUUUUUUUCAACAAUCUACACAAAAUACUCUAAUGUCAAAUUGGAAGAAAAAAUUUAACAUUAAAACCCCCGCUAAUAUAUCUUGAUUAGAUAAGAAUUCACCCCCCUAUGUCAAUACAUGUUAGAAACACCUUUGGCAGCGAUAACAGCUGUGAGUCUUUCUGGGUACGUCUCUAAGAGCUUUACACACCUGGAUUGUGCAAUAUUUGCCCAAUAUUAUUUUUAAGCUCUGUCAAGUUGGUUGUUGAUCAUUGCUAGCCAGCCAUUUUCAAGUCUUGCCAGAGAUUUUCAAGCAGAUUUAAGUCAAAACUGUAGCUAGGCCACUCAAGAACAUUCAAUGUUAUCUUGGUAAGCAACUGUAGUGUAGAUUUGGCCUUGUGUUUUAGGGUUAUUGUCCUGCUUAAAGAUGAAUUCAUCUCUGAGUGUCUGUUGGAAAUCAGACUGAACCAGGUUUUCCUCUAGGAUUUUGCUUGUUCUUAGCUACAUUCAGUUUAUUACUUGCCGAUGACAAGCAUACUCAUAACAUAAUGCAGCCACCUCCAUGCUUGAUAAUUUGUAGAGUGGUACCCAGUGAUGUGUUGUGUUUGCCCCAAACAUAACACUUUGUAUUCAGAACAAAAAGUUAAUUCCUUUGCCUAUUUCUUUUUGCAUUAUUACUUGAGUACCUUGUUGCCAAACAGGAUGCAUGUUUUGGAAUAUUUUGUAUUCUGUACAAGCUUCCUUAUUUUCAUUCUGUCAUUUAGGUUAGUAUUUUGAAGUAACUACAAUGUUAUUGAUCCAUCCUCAGUUUUCUCCUAUCACAGCCAUAAAACUCUGUAACUGUUUUAAAAUCAUCAUUGGCCUCAUGGUGAGAUCCCUGAGCGGCUUUUCUUCCUCUCCGGCAACUGAGUUAGGAAGGACGCCUAUAUCUUUGUAUUGACUGGGUGUAUUGAUACAACAUCCAAAGCCUAAAUAAUAACUUCACCGUCCGUGCUCAAAGGGAUAUUCAGUGUCAUAAAAAAAAAAAAUCUCCCUUCUUUCUGAGGCAUUGAAUCUGUUUGAAUCUGUGCUUGAAAUUUGAUACUCAACUGCGGGACCUUACAGAUAAUUGUAUGUGUGGGGUACAAAGAUGGGGUAGUCAUUCAAAAAUCUGGUUAACCACUAUUAUUGCACACAGUGUGUGUGAUUUGUUAACCUAAAUGUUUACUCCUGAACUUAUUUAGGCUUGCCAUAACAAAGGGGUUGAAUACUUAUUGACUCAAGACAUUUCAGCUUUUCAUAAAAAAGAAUUUUUGUACACAUUUCUAAAAUCAGAAUUCCACUUUGACAUUAUGGGGUAUUAUGUGUAGAUCAAUUUAAUACAUGUUAUAUCCAGGCUGUCACGCAACAACAUGUGGAAAAAGUCAGGGGGUGUGAAUACUUUCUAAAGGCACUGUAGCAGUUGAUCUUACGGACCUCCAUAACCCUCUCUCUGGGGUCCGUUUGGCUUUGAUCUGCCAUCAGUAAGCCAUCAGUGAUCAAUGUUGAUGAGAGCCAGGCUCUGUGAGGCUAUCCCUGGCACCAUCCUGGUUCACCACUCACUGUACUCUUACUCUGAUCUUUCCAUUGUAAAGUGGUUCCCCCACCCCAGGGACCAAAGUGGUAUACUCCAACCCAUCCUACAAAGAGUGCUGGUGCAUACCAGGGCUGUUUCUGUGGAGGCAGCUGUGUGAUUGGCAGUAGCUGAAAGGCUUAGCGCUUAAUCACAGUGGUCUUUUAUUAGGCACAUCUAGACCCACAAUGGUCACUGUGGCACAGUUGCAUCCACAGUGUCCUCAAAAGUCACUCCUCUGACUUUGUGGGCCUAGAUGUCCCUGCCAUAAGGGCACAGUGCUUACACACUCAGAAUGGAAUGCAUGGUUAACUAAUUCUGAGACUGUGAUACCUUGCUACCCUACUGCCUCUAUUCUAGCCAUUGAUCCGGUCCUGCCAGUUGGAUUCUGUUGGACUGGCUCGUACCACGAGAUAAGAAUGGGGAUGACUCACCGGUGGCUCAGUAUAGGGGCUUAAACCAGGCUGCCUCCUGUGAAGACGGGCCUCUCUCUUUCCCCUCUCUAGUAGUCACUCUGCUAAAUGACUAAAAUGUAAAUGUAAUCCAUUCAUCCUCACUGGACACUACAGCUGGGAGAGAGCACAUACCACAGCUCCUCUAACUCAUCCCGUUCAGUUCACCACACUCACUGUUGACCACAUCCCCAGGCCACUCGAAGAGCACCAAUUGGCUUUCGUAAAUAUUUGCAGUGUUCCCAUGGCUACCAGGAUAUAUUGUCAUUCCAUCAUGAGUAUUUCCCCCCAUUGCUCUCAUUGUAUUAAAAAGGAUUAAGAUACUUGAGCGCUCACAAUAAUAUCACAUCUGUUGUCUCAUAAAUCAGAGAUAUUUUCGUCAUGGCUCCCAAACGGCUAACCCCACCAAAGUGAUCCACCCUGAUUGAGAUUUGGUAGUUUUGGCAUAAUCUAGAUUAUAGUGUGUUCCUCUCUAGUGUGUAUAGAUGGGUUGGUUGUUUAGCAACAAAACUGACACAACUAUGGGGCAAAAUAGACAGGGUUGGCUUAGAUUGUUGACAACAUGUAAACUAUAUUUUGUCUCCAAUGUUUAUUGAAAACAUAAAUACAUUUGCACAAUUAGCACUUCUCGCUCAAAUACAUUCUUACAGUUGUUAGUUAGGCAGCUAGCAUAUUUUAGCCAUAUUAGCAUUGACAUGAAAUCAGUCAAAACAAGACAUGGUAUCAAGAACAAGAUGAAACUAGUUUAAACGAGUCACUUACGAUUCCCAACAUGGCAGUUUCUUGUCAUUCUUGCUAGCAAUCUGUCCAUCCAGAAUCACAACAACACGCUGACUUCUGCCCCAUGGAAGCGCGCAAAUUGUUUUCGGGACGUUGUCAGCUAACCCAUCUAUGGCGACAUGUAGGAGGCUUGCAAGUGCAUGACACUGACAAUCAAGAUGAUCACGAUGACACAUAGGUCAUUGAAAGGCUGAAAGAGCAUGGUUCAUUCCAGGGAGGCCAUAGAACACAACCAAUCAAGUCGACUGUGCUAUUUUGGACGCAGUAAUUGCAGAAUAACUGCAGUGUACUGCAGUUGAACUGCAGUUAUACUGCACUCUAACUUCAGUUACACUGCAAAAUUACUGCAGUAAAAAAACAGUGUUAUUUUGGACGCAGUAUUUGUAGCAUACUGUAGUUAUACUGCACUCUAAUUACAGUUAUACUGCAGUGUACUGCAGUUAUACUGCACUCUGACUGCAAUAUUUUUCCUAAGGGCAGUGUUGGGGAGUAGUGAACUACAUGUAGUUCAAAUAGUAAUUUAACUAAUUUCCGCAGUAGCUUGGUGGUAGUAGAACUAAAUAAAAUCUAGGUAGUGUUUUCACUAGUUAAUUGCUUACUACUGGAACUACACACUACUUUUUUUUGCAAAACGCAGAGAAAAUAUGGGUGAAGAGGCAAUAAUUUACAUUAUUUUCCAGCAUCAGACCUAGCUAAUUCUCACUUGAAACAUCGUUUUUGUAUUGAAUGGGCUAAUUUACACAUUCUGUAAACAUAUGACCCCAAAGGGAUCUGUCUUGCAAUUUGUAUUCUAUGACAUUUCAGAUUUACAUAUGAUAAUCUUUCACAAAGUAGUUUGGCUGUAGUGAACUACUUUUUCAAGGUAACUUUAGUUAAGUAAACCGUAUUUUUCUUAAGGGUAGCUUUAGUGUAGCUUAACUUCUUCCAGUGUGAAGUAAUUGGUAGCUUGGUAAACUAUAUUUUCAGAGGAGCGUCCCCAACACUGUAGGUCUUAUCCUGACGGAUGAUCCGUCCGUGCUGCCCGUUGUGAUGGGAAUUUCGGAAUGUUAAUGAGAGGAACAGGGGACGGUUUUGUUUACACUAACAGCCAAUUAAAUGACGCUGCCAAAAAGGAGACAACGGCAGAGAGGUUGGAUGGGGUGUGGUGGACUGAAUGAGCCAGGCACUCUAAAAAUAUGACCUAAACUUUCCAACAAAGCCUGAUAAAGUCAGCCAACCCCUGCAGGGCCGAGUUAGACACAGCGUGAUGACUACACGCUAAAGCUCUGUUCACAGCCAGACAUCUGUGGGUCGUUUUCGGCAGCAAUUUUCCACACACUUCCCUCAGCCGUUUGGCAUGCCGGUGCUAAGCCCCUUGCCUGGCUGGGUCUGAUUAGAGGACAGGUCUCGUACUGGGAUGCCAGCUUGAACAUGUAUUUUUCUUAGCUUGGAUGAUGGAUAGGUUUUGUGUGUCUGGGUGCCUGCUAGACAGGGCCAUGUUUUAUCAACAUGACAGGGUGUGUGUGUGUGUGUUAAUGGCAGUGUGAGGACGUUUGGAGGGCCCGGAGUCAUUAUUCAGGUCUGGGUGCAUGCAUUGAAGACGGCUGAGGAACUAGUUUCAAUUUCAAGUUUUAAUGUCACGUGCACAAGUACAGUAAAAUGCUUUUAUUGCAAGCUCUAACCCCAACAGUGCAGUAAUCAAUAACAAUGUAAUUCUAAAAAUAACAUAUGGUAGAACAUAAACAGACGAUAAAUAGAAAUAGGAAUGACAUAAUAGCAGCAUAAGACUGAUAUGAAUAACCCAUUGUAUGAUGACUUACAGGUAUUACAUAAAUCAUAUAGGUAUUACAUAAGUACUUGGAUGUAUUUUGCAGGCCCACAGGGACCAUACAGAUGUUGGAUCUUAAAUUUGAUCACCCUGUUGCAGGAGUUUGUAAUUUCUACUUUGACAUUUCAGAAUUGAUUUUCAUUAAAGAAAAAUCUAUCAACCCUUACUAAAAAGUGGCAUUAAUUAUAAUCCACAUUUCCUGUUGCUGCAGGAUUAUUUUCCUGCUGUAGCAAACUGCCUCAAAUUAAGAUCCUACAUUUGUAUUGAGAUCUAGUCUGUAGUGAUGCUGACUCAAAGUGUAAUCUACACUGUAGCCCUAAGGUGACUCUGAGACAUUUAAUGUGUAUGACAGUUUAGUUCCAAUAAAUCUGCUUACUUGUCAAUUGAUUCCUCAAUUAAUUAAAUGAGUGAUUCAUGUAUAUAUGACUUCUUCCCCAAUAGUAAAUGUGAUUGUUGUUUGUGUUCAUACAGGGCCGAGGAGCUAUUCUACUUCCACCAUGACUGAACGCUUUGACUGCUACUAUUGCCGUGACAACCUGCUUGGGAAGAAGUAUGUGAUGAAGGAUGAGAAGCACGUGUGUACAAAGUGCUUCGAAAAGCUCUGUGCCAACACCUGCGCAGAAUGCCGUCGCCCCAUUGGGGCUGAUGCCAAGGUGGGUAUUGUGUAUGUCCUUGUGAGUGUGUGUGUGUGCCCUGAAGUGUGUGUAUGUGUGUUCAUAAAGCUGAUUGGCUUCAGUUCAUAUGUCUAGAUUAAGGCCAGUGUUACAUAUCUGGGCCCGUAUGCACAAGGUCUCUCAGAGUAGGAGUGCUGAUAUAAGAUCAGUUUUGCCUUUUAGAUCAUAACGUAUAUGAUUAAAUGGACAGGUGUCGACCUGAUCCUUGGGCAGCAGCUUCCACAACAUAAUAGUCAGCAUUCAGUCACAGAUACUUACUUGUGUUAUAGACACUAUCAUUGCUAACGAACCCUGAAGUAUUAUACCAUUCACAUUGUUUCACCAUGAUUAGUGUCUACCCCAUAUUGGCGGUCAGUCCCUUCAUGCUAUGCUGCACUCAAAUUCACUUAAUCUACACUAAUGCUUUCCAGAAGGACAUACUCUGUUUCCUGGUUAACACCUCUGAAUACCGUCGCCAACAAAUGAUUGGGGAAAGAGCCUCAGUUUGAUGAGGUGUGUAUGAAGCCCAUGUGAAUGAAUGCAUCUCACGCUUCUCCCUCCCUCCUCCACUCUGUCCAGGAGCUUAACCAUAAGAACCGUCACUGGCACGAGGACUGCUUCCGCUGUGCCAAGUGCUACAAGCCCCUGGCUAACGAGCCCUUCAGCGCCAGGGACGACGGCAAGAUCAUGUGUGGCAAGUGUGGCUCCCGCGAGGAUGGCAACCGGUGCCAGGCCUGCUACAAGGUGGUCAUGCCAGGUGGGCUUAACCAUACCCAUAAUACACUUCUUCUUUCCUAAAAGUGACCUAGCACUGUGUAGUUGGCUGCUGUUUAAAAUGUUUUAUGUUGUUCUUGUGAAGCCCAGGGCAAAUUCCAAUAGUGUGUGUGUUUGAGUAAAUUCACUCUGAAGUGCCAGAGUGCACUCUGGGUGUUCAUAUAUUCAGAGCAUUGUCAGAUUGUCAGUUCGUAAAUUCAGAGCAUUUCGCUCUCAGUCUCGGAGUGUUCAGAGUGCACACUGGACGCUCUGGCCGAGGAGUAGGGUUGAUAUGAGUCUUCUGACCUCACAAUGGCAGUCAAGCACCCAAGCUAACUGGCUAAAGUUGGCUAGCUUGCUAGCUACUUCCAGACACAAAUGAGAGAACACCUCACUGACCAUUUUACUCGCCCUAGCAUAAUAGGUUAGACUCUUCAUGUUAUCUAGAGCGUUGGUGACAUGCUGACUAGCCAGGGCGCGUGAGUGCGUCCGCGUGCGCCAUCGUGCGCAUGUUGAUUUUAUCCACCCACACCAGACACGAUCAGUACACGCAGGUUAAAAUAUCAAAAUGAACUCUGAACCAACUAUAUUAAUUUGGGGACAGGUCGAAAAGCAUUAAACAUUUAUGGCAAUUUAGCUAGCUAGCUUGCUGUUAGUAGCUAAUUUGUCCUGGGAUAUAAACAUUGGGUUGUUAUUUUACCUGAAAUGCACAAGGUCCUCUACUCCGACAAUUAAUCGACAGAUAAAACUUGUUUUCUAGUAAUCUCUCUUCCUUCUGGCUUCUUCUUCUUCGAACUUUAUAUUGCGUUUGUCAACCAACUUUAAAAGGUGCAUUACCACCACCAACUGGACUGGAGUGUGUCUUUCAAUCGCCCAUGUGGGUAGAUGCUCCUAAAAACCAAUGAGGAGAUGGGAAAGGCAGGACUUGAGCGUCACAAAUAGAACCGAGUGCUAUUUUAGCGCCUGUUCACGCAGACGCUCGUUGACGCGCGCGAGCAGUGAGGGUGCAAUGAUUGAAUAACAUGUGUACAUUUAUUUCGCAACGCUCGCUCACGCGACGCGACGCGUGCGGUGUGGUCAACAUGUAAUAGUUGUGCUGCUGGCAACAAUUGAAUUACGUGUUUUUGCCGACGCUUACUGAUACCGGUCAAAUUCAACGGGUGUUGCACAUUCGUAAAUGCAUCAGAGAUUCUGCGCUCUGGCACACUCAGACAAGAGUGCUCUGAAAUCGGAGUAGAUAGCCAGAGUGAAUUUACGAACUCACCCACUGUGUGAAACAAGUGUCUGUAUUCUAAUGUAUUCUAUCUUUGACUGCCAGGCACCCAGAACGUGGAGUAUAAGAACAAGGUGUGGCAUGAGGAGUGCUUCACCUGCUUCGAAUGCAAGCAGCCAAUCGGCUCGCAGAGCUUCCUGAACAAGGGCGAUGACAUAUACUGCUGCCCAUGCCACGAGAAGAAAUUUGCCAAGAAAUGCUUCCACUGCAAGCAGGUGCAUAAGAUCUGUCCCUUCACAAACCCACAAACAGAACAAUAUAUAUUUCAUUCUGUUGUGAAUUUUGCUUAAUUCUUUCCUGCCAUGUUAUUACAGUGUAAUUACAGUAGGCCUAAUUAUAGCAUUCUUAUACUCAAGUAUACCUACAUAAGGUACAAGUUAUAGGAAAUUAUUUAUGUUAUUCAUAUAGAAUAACAUGGUGGUGUUUCUCUCCCCUCACCUCAGCCCAUCACCUCAGGUGGUAUAAGCUACCAGGACCAGCCAUGGCACUCCGAGUGCUUCGUGUGUCGUACUUGCGGUAAGGGCCUGGCCGGAACCCGCUUCACCUCCCAUGAGGAGCAUGUCUACUGUGUGGACUGCUACAAGACCUCCGUGGCCAAGCAGUGCAACAGCUGCAAGAAUCCCAUCACAGGUCAGACACCCACACUUUACAUGAACAUUUAUGCCUUAUAUUUAUUGUAUGGACAGACUGUUUUUAUGAUAAUAAAUUAAGGACUUCAUUAUGUGUAGGAUGGAAUGUUUUUAGUGAGAUUCAGUGGCAUUGAUAAGAUGUUAUGGCUGUAAACUGGUUAUAAUAGAUCUGACCCAUUACUAUGCUGACUGCUGCACAUACUAUCGCACAUAAUACAGGGUUUGGCCAUGGGACCAACGUGGUGAACUACGAGGGUCACUCCUGGCACGAGUACUGCUUCAAUUGCAAGAAAUGCUCCCUCUCCCUGGCCAACAAGCGCUUUGUCAUCAACGGAGAGGACAUCUACUGCCCUGACUGUGCUAAGAAGCUGUGAGCACAGCCAGCAAUAUGGCCAAAUAAGUGACCUGUCUCAUUCAUGUUGGGGGCAGAACAUAAACAGGAUAAGCCAACUAACUCAAAUUAAGUGCCAAUCAAGGGGUUAAAACUACAGAGAGAAAGCAUGUAUUAGGUUAAUCACCUGAAUGAAUUCUAACAGCAGUUGAAUAUGAAUCUUGUUCCACUGUUUUCUGUUAUUGUUGAGAACUAACACACCAAGUGGUUUGCUUUUUUUGGGCAUGCAAUAUAAUACUAAAAAGCUUGGGUCAAAUUCAGAACUCUUCAUAGUCAUUAGGGAAUGCCCUUUUCAGUGGCUUACUGAAACAGUCAUUUGAAAAUACUAAUAUGGUAAUUACAUGUUACCUGCUUCUUGAAUCAUAUACUAGCUAAGUAAUCGGUCAUGGUAUCU
Molecule: messenger RNA, 9459 nt
Organism: Coregonus sp. 'balchen'
Lineage: Eukaryota; Metazoa; Chordata; Actinopteri; Salmoniformes; Salmonidae
Source: the annotation of a GenBank genome assembly